Molecule: messenger RNA, 4867 nt
Organism: Boleophthalmus pectinirostris (great blue-spotted mudskipper)
Lineage: Eukaryota; Metazoa; Chordata; Actinopteri; Gobiiformes; Gobiidae
Gene: rab22a
Product: RAB22A, member RAS oncogene family
Exons: 7
Coding region: 570-1160 (196 amino acids)
Molecular function (GO): GTP binding; GTPase activity
Source: RefSeq, a predicted model, not a curated record
CAAUCCUGGUUUAGUGCUGGUUCAGUCCUGGUUUAGCUCUGGUUCAGUCCUGGUUUAGUCCUGUUUUAGUCCUGAGUUCAGUCAGUCUGGGUUCAAAACACAACAUUUAGUAUCAUAAGAUUACAAAUUUAAAUCUUAACUAUUUAAUUUUAUCCCUUGCUCUUUCGUCUUCCUAUUUCGCUCGUUCGCACGUUCGUAUGCGGCGCAAAAAUCCAGCAUCUUCGCUCGCUGAUACUGUGAACAGCUACAUUACCAUGGAAACCCUGUACCAAGAUGGCGGCGGUAUUAACGCAUGCCAAGAGGCUGAACGCGAGAUCUACCGUUCUAUAUAUCUAUGAGCCCCAGGUAGCUGUUUACAACAUUCACAACAGGAUGGAUACUGCUCAAGCAUUAAUCUGCGUUUUCUAACUCUAUAAAGAAGAAUAUUUAAUCUAACAUGUGAUGACUUUAACCACCGUGAAGUAGAAUCGCCUGUAAACAGCGACCACCUGAAGAUUUUUUCCACAAAACUAAAUAGUCAAGGGAAAGCUGCCAAUGCUCCUCAUAACUAACUAACAUCAAGAGAGGAUAUGGGUAUGACACUAAGAGAGUUAAAAGUUUGUCUGCUGGGGGAAACUGGGGUUGGAAAAUCAAGUAUUGUUUGGCGAUUCGUUGAGGACAGCUUCGAUCCAAAUAUCAACCCUACAAUCGGGGCAUCCUUUAUGACGAAGACAGUGCAAUACCAGAAUGAGCUGCAUAAGUUUCUGAUCUGGGACACAGCAGGGCAGGAGCGGUUCCGAGCUCUGGCGCCGAUGUACUACAGAGGGUCGGCAGCAGCCAUCAUCGUGUAUGAUAUCACAAAAGAGGAGUCAUUUCAAACGUUGAAGAACUGGGUGAAGGAACUACGGCAACAUGGGCCUCCAAAUAUUGUGGUCGCAAUCGCCGGUAACAAAUGUGACCUCAAUGAUGCCAGAGAAGUACCAGAGAAAGAUGCGAAGGAUUAUGCAGACUCCAUCCACGCCGUCUUCGUGGAAACCAGUGCCAAAAACGCCAUUAACAUCAAUGAGGUGUUUAUAGAGAUAAGUAAGCGUAUCCCUGCUGUAGACGCCGCUGGAGGGAGCCCAGGAAAGAGUUUUAAAAUCGGACGGCAGGCCUCAGAGUCCCAGAGGACGUGCUGCUGAUGGGGCCAGAUAUGAACCAUGUGACCUGACGUGACCUUUCACCCCAAAACGCCACAUACCAGCGGCCUGCGUAAAACUCAGUGCAAACAUUACAAAUCACACAACCUUAGUUACAGCAUUAAUCACCAAUUACAGAUUUGAGCUGCUUGUAAAUGUGUACAGGUGUAAGAUAUGUCACCUAAAUAUUUUGAUAUUACUUAAGUUAAGAUUAUGCAACUUGUAUUUUCCAAUGUAAUGAAUUUUCUACACUCAGCAUGUUGGUGUAAAGACAUGUCCACUAUUACUCUAAUCAAACAUACAUAGUUGUCUUGCUAUAAUUACUGCGGUAUUAGCUGUUGGAUAUUAUUAUACGACCUCUAGCAAGGGCAAGUAACACUGCAUAGUCUACUAGCUUUCAAGUACGCCCCUUGGGAAAAGUCAACAAGGCUCCCAACACCUGGCUUUACAAGUUCAACAAGAUUAAUGUUUUCACACUAGGCAAAUAAAACUGAAUUUGUAGAGAUUUUCUUACUUUACACAUCAUAUAUUGUCUUUCCAAGUCUCGUCUUAAAGGUGCACUGUGUAGCUUUUCUGGUGGAGAGUCCGCUGUCUGCUUGUUGUCUUCGUGGAGAUGUUAUUGCGUUAACUGGAAUGAUCUACAGUAUGGCAUCAAACUUAUAUUAAUUUAUCUAAAGCCAUAAAAACAAGUUAAUGGCACCAGGUCAUGUUACAGGUCAGAUCUGUGGAGUAAUAAAUUUGCUCACAGUAAGAAGAAUGCAAUGUACUUAGCUAUUUAAACUCAUCUAAAUGAAUAAAUGCAGAACAGGUAAGUUUCAUGUCACACUGUGUAAACUUAGUGUGUAACAAAGCAAUUACAUCUCCAUGGAGAUGGGCAUUGUGCGCACCCCAUACUCCAAAGUUGCACAGUACACCUUUUAACUAAACAAAAAAUAGUUCUGAAUUUAAAAACAGGACUUAAAAUUUAAAAACAGAAUUUAAAAAUAUGCCUAAAAGUGAAACAUACUCUAAUUUUGGUUUUGUAUGGGUCUAGUCCAGGUUUAGUGCCAUGUGUGCCCUAAAAGCACUGACUGAAUGUAGCUUUUUAAAGAGGGGGUAUUAUGCAAAAUUGACUUAUUUUUUAGCUUUCCUCCAAGUUAUAAUAUUGUUCUCUCAUCAGAAACAUGCCUGAAGAGGUUAUAGAUUUUCAUUCAUGCAUGUUUGAGUAAUUUAGCGAUCUUUCCCUGGCCCUAUUUGAGCCCUUCUUAAGGUUAACACCACAGUCCUAUCCAAAGCUCAGCCCACAAGCUUAGCACUCCGUAAAAUAUACAAAAGCAUGUUGCAAAACAAUACACUACAACUUCACAAACCUGGUGCGAUGUGCAAUAGUUUUCUUAACGAAAUGCACAUUGAUUUUUGUAACGUGGUAGUGUUCUGAAGGUGAACAAAGGGAGUGGGGACUCGAAACGGAAACUUAUAAAACAUGUUAAUACGUCAUUUUUGGCAACUAUCGCAUUUUUAAAAUGAAAAAAGUAACAUGGUGAUCUAAAUAUGUUACGUGUUAGCAGUUAAUACCCCAGAGAAGUAAAAUACCCCCUCUUUAACUGUCAACAGAAGGAGCCCUAGUUACUGCAUGUGCAUUGUCAAUAAAUAGUGGGUUUGGUACAAGAUACUGCUCUCUAGAUUAACAUUUCCCCAUUUAAUUCUCCAUAUACUUCCCUAUGUGUUUUUCUUUCACUUUUCCUUCACAUGAACCUAAGAAUCCUAACUUUUGUGAGUAUGGAAAAAUAUGCUACAGUCUUUAAAUUACAUCAUGCAGUUUAACACUCAUAAAAGACUUGAUGGGUGAUGUAGUUUCCCACUUUUUAAUUCUCGCCCACAGUUAUAUUUUACAAGCACUACUAGCACCACAAUACUUAGGUCGUUGAAAACACUUUAUCCAACAGCACGUCUCAAUUUCAUAUGUCAUUUUGUAUUUACACACUUGAAAUUUUAAGUUAUGUAAUAAGUGAUAGAUUCUUUUCAAAUACUGGACUAUACAAAUUAAGUUGCAUCAAAUUUCAAGGAUUUUUUAAAUUUUAUUUUAUUUUACAAUACAAAACUUUAAAGGUGCAUUGUGUAGCUUUUCUGUUGGAGGGUCCCUCAAAUGUUUUUCCUGUCCCAUGGAGAUGUUAUUGCUUUGUCUGGAAUGUUUCACAGUAUGGCAUUUAACUUUUCUAUCACCAUGGAGACCAAACCAGACCAAGUUACAGGUCAGAUCUGUGGAGAGGCCACCCUGAUCACAGUCAGUCAGACUGUUUUCUAGGUAUUUUUCAGUUAUAAAGCUGCACAUAUCGUAUGUUUCGGACUAGAAGUCGCACAAGCCCAAAAAUGCGUAAUGAAGAAGAAGAAAAACAUAUAUAAGUAGCACCGGACUAUAAGUCGCACUUUUGGGGGAAAUUUAUUUUAUAAAAUCAGAGACCAGGAACCAACAUUUCAUCUUGAAAGGCAAGUUAUAGUAAUAACAAUAGAACAGAGAACAAAAGGCUGUUAACGUCACACAUGAACAGUUAUUCAGAUAACUAUAGCAUAAACAACAGAACAGAACAAGUUUACCAAACUCUUGAUCUCACUCCAAAUCACUAAAUCCAUUGACUUUUUCAUCCUCGGUGUCACUUCUGAGCAACUCCACAACCUCCGGAGGUAAACGGAGUGCUGCUUCUUCUACUGCGUAGCUGUCAUGAGACUCAGCAUCAUUUCCAGUUAGAAUUAUUCCGGCCUUUCUGAAUCCCGACAGGAUGGUUUCAGUUGUCACUGAAGUCCAAGCUUUGUCGAUCCAUCCAAUCAUUUCCAGGAAAGUUGCAUGGCGCACCCUCCCAGUUGUCACAAGUUUCUCACUCACUUCAGACUUUCUUCCUGCUGCUCGAUUACCAUUUUCAACUGCAUAUUUCACCACUUGCAGCAGGACAGCAGCUCUUUCUGCAGGAAACAUGCUCGACAUGAGUCCGAUUUAUAGUCCAAAAAAUACGGUAAUUGAAUAAAUGUGAAGUAUAGCUGUUUAAAGACAUACUGUGGAACAUUACAAUGACAUAUUCAUAGAAACAAGCAGGUGACAGACCCCCAAUCACAAAGUUACAUAGUGCACCCAAUUACAAGUUGUUUUUUUUGUUUGUUUUUGUUUUUUCAGUUUUUUUUUUUGUUUUGUUUUGUUUGUUUUUUUUGGAAUGUUACAAAACUAUAACUGACUUAAAUGAACCAGGUUUCUGUGCUGUGUACACACAUUUGAACAGCUAGCAUUUUUGAUUCCUUAUUGCCUAUUAAAUUGUUCAGUUGCCAAAGUUGCCAAGUGCAAACUCAGUGUUGGUUUUUCCUUGUUACUAUCAUUUCCAGCUUAACAAAUUCAACUUCCCCAUAUAAAUCAGCAGAAAAGUCAGUUGUGCAUAAAAACUAUUGUCUUGGGCUGGCCCUAGGAACUUGAUUUAAUCUAUAACAUUAUUGUUACUAUGAUGUAUAUGUCUGUGUAGAUACCAUUUGCACAUGAGUCACUAUUACAAUGCGUUUCUGACCACAGUAGCCUUUUGCUGAGUUUUUGCUGUAACUGUCUUAAGCACUAGUUAACCCUUUCUUAGCUUUUUAUUGUUAUUAUUCAUUUCGUAUGUAACAAGUGCUUGAAAACACAUGUGCAAUGUAAUCCCACUGUGUCAAAAGGGACUUGUCAAUUUGUUUAAUAAUAAAAGAUUGACAAAAUAUGA